Molecule: messenger RNA, 16595 nt
Organism: Vitis vinifera (wine grape)
Lineage: Eukaryota; Viridiplantae; Streptophyta; Magnoliopsida; Vitales; Vitaceae
Exons: 31
Coding region: 74-16384 (5436 amino acids)
Source: RefSeq, a predicted model, not a curated record
GGAGAGUUUGCCAGUUUGGAUCAAGAGAAUUCUGAGCCAUUUCACCUUCAUUUCAACCAGUCCUGUAUGAAGAAUGGCAACUGAGGCUUAUAUUCCAGAAUUCAUAUCUAUAACAAAAGGAGAAGCAGAAGAAAAAAAUUUGACAAGGGUGCAGCUUGAUGCAACUGCUGAUGAAAAUUACCCUGGAGAAUUGAAGAAUGUAGAAGGUGCACUGAAUGAUCCUCCUGAAAUUUUUGAAUACUCAGAAAAAACCAAAAACAUGCAAGUUGCAAAUGACAUUGCCAUUGAAACAGAGAGUACAGUCAAUAAAGGCAAUGUAGGAACCUCUGAGGGUGAGAGUUUUUUGGAAUCACCCUCGGUUUCCAAGGUUGCUCGUGAAGAAACUGACAGAGUAUCAGAAGAUUAUCAGGCUCGUGAAAUUCCAAACCAGGCAGAAAAGGAGAUAUUCAGGGAGGAAACCAAGCUGCAGAAAUAUAAAAACCUUGAGGGUGCAGACGAGACAGGAAAGGUGGAAAAUGAAGGCAUGGAAGAGAUAAAAGAAGGAGAAGAGAAGGUAGCCGAGGAAUUGGGAGAAACAACCUUCCAGACCAACCCUACACCUAUUCAAAAGGAAUUGGGAGAAACACGCUUUGGAGAAGGCAAAGACAAGGAAUCAGAGAAGUCCUCCAUUUUGAUGGGUAAGGAGAAUGAUCCUGAAGCAGAAGAGAUAGAGCAUGAGAGUGAUGAGGGAAAGAAAAUCCCAUAUGAUGGCACUGGAGAUGUGACCAUGACAACAGCUGCAGCUAGUACAGACGAAACAACCUUGAAGGAAGCUGGAAUUACAUUCAAAGAGAAAAGCCAAGAUACAAUUGUAUUAAGUGAGAAGCUGAAAGAUGCAACUCCAGUUGAAGGUGAAAUUCAAGAUCAAAGCAAACUGGAUACUCCUUUUGUUACACAAACAGAAGACUUAGGCUUACAGAAAGCAGAUAAACCUGAGAUACUCAAAGAAGUAUCUGAAACUGGGACAGAGGAUAUCAACAUGAAAGAAAUUCCAGAUGACAAGAAUCUCCCACAAGUUGAUUUAAAUGAGAAGAUUGAAAGUGAAGAAGCUGAGAUUCUAAACAAGAAUUCCAAUGAGUUACUUGUUAGCUAUCCCUCAGUUGAAGAAACAGUACAAGUGGAAGGUGAUAAGCUGGAUGAAAUUUCCAAAUUUGAACCUCAUGAACAAGUUCAUGAAACAAAUGGAGUCUCUAUAGAAGAGAAAAGGCAUUUUGAAGAGGCAACUGAAGUACACAAAAGCACAGAGAGCUUAAUCUUAGAGCCUAUAUCUAUAGAAGGGGAAAAGGCAAGCAAAACAUAUGCUGAGGCAAUAGAUUAUGGUUUAGACACUGAAGAGGAAUCAAAGGAGAAGCAAGAUGGACAGAACAAAGAAGAGGAGAUACAAAAGAAGGAAGAAGCCUGUGAUCCAGAGAUACAUAAAAAUGCCACAAAAAGUAAUGACACUGAAAAAGGAAUAAUAGAUGAAGAUGUCUCAGCUAAAGUAAGUGAUUCUUCAUGCAUUGGAAAUGAGACAAUUCAGAAAAGCUUUCAAGUGGAUUAUCUCAAUGAAGAACCAUCAGCAUUGACUAGUGAAGGCAAGAGUAAGAAAGCAGAAGAUGAUGUUAAGGACAACAUUAUACCUGAAGAGGUGCAUGAUGAGAUCAAAAUCACAGGUGCAACAGAGGGCACUAGAGAACUGAUCGUAGAAGAAGACGAUGUUACAGAAGGAUUGCCAGAAUCUAUUGAAGAAGAAACAGUAAAGAGCUUUCAAGACGAUGAAAAGGUCUUAUUGGCAGAUGAGAAGUCAAGAGGAGAAGAAGACAGCAAAGAACAGACCAUAGCAGACAGUGUUGAAGGCACACCAGGAUCCACCAAAGAAGAGAACUUUACAGAUAAUGAAAAGCAAGAUGAGAAGUGCAAAGAAGAGUCUCUUAUGCAGAUUUUUGAGUCAUCUGAGAUGGCUAGAGCAGUUGAAUGUGUUGAAAGUGAGAAAAUCCUUGACACUUCAAUGGUGAAACCAAAAGAGAGUUUGCAGGGUGAAGGUGAGAACCAGGUUCCAAUUGAAAUUUCCAGAGAGGAGAGAAGAGAUGAGCAUAGGUAUUCUGUCGUGGAUGAAGAUAAUGAUGACAAUACUGGGCUAGUUGAAGUUAAAUAUAGUGGUAAAGAGGAAACAUCAAAGGGUGAGGAAAACACAGAGUGGAUCUCACAGAAAGAUGAAACAGGAGAGAAGCUUGAACAGUCGAUAAAUGUGAUGUCUAAAGUAACAGAGGCAAUUAAUUCAAGUGAAUAUACUGAAAAAAUUACCUACAUUGAAGAGGAGCAAGCCAUCCAGGAUGUUGAAGAAACCUUUGAGAAGGAAGAAACAAAUGAUACCAAAGACAGCGAAGAGAGGGGAACUGCAAGCGAGGAGGAUCUCAAACCAGCUGCAGUGGCAUCCGAGAUGAGCAAAACCACAGAGAGCACAGUUUUGGAAUUGAAAUCAGAAAAAGGUGAAAUGGAAGUAGGAAAGCUCGAAAAAGGAAAUGAGUUGGGCUCCGAAGAGAGAUUCAAGGGAAACGAUGCCACGGAAGAUACAGAAGAGGAGAUAAAGAAAGAAGAAACUUAUGAUGCAGAUUUGCAUAAAGUCGAAACCACAUGUGAUGACACUGAGAAAAGUAAGAUAGAGGAAGAUGCUCUUAUCAAGGAUGGCAGCACGGUAUGGAUUGGGGAAGAAACAGUUGAGCUCAGCUGUCAAGAGGAUGAAGAUGGACAAAAUGGUAAAGAGAAAGCAGCACUUAAAUUGAAUGGUGGAGAUCAUAGUGUCAGAACAGAUAAUGAGACAGAGAAUUCAACAGAUCAAAUUAUCAGAAAAGAGAUUGCUGUCAUCAGUGAGGGCACUGAAAAGCACACCAUAAAGGAAGAACACACUGCUAUUGACAUAUCACCACAAUCCAGUGGAGAAGAAACACAUAAGAGUUCUCAAGAAGAUGAAACUAAGGAAGAGGGGGAGAAGCCCAUAGUCAAGAUGUGUGAGGAACUGGAGACAACCACUGUGGGUGAAGGCAUUGAAGGACAGAUUUUAGAGGGAAACACUAUUCAGGACCACUCUACAGUUCCCACUGAAGUAGAAGAAACAGAAGAUAUCUCUAAAGACAAUGAAAUGAUGGCAAAGAUACCCAAACCAGAGGUAUGUAAGACAAUUGGUGCAUUCCAGGACCAUUCUACAGAGGUCAUUGAAAAAGAAAAGGAUACAGAGAGCCCCCAAGAAGAUAAGGUAUGCCAAGCAUCUGAGAUAGCAGUCACAAGCAUGGAGACAGAAAAACAGGAAAUAGAUAUUCAUGCUAUCCCAGAUAUUCAUGAGAUAGCGGUUAAGGAAAGCUCUGCCCAAGACUCUGAAGACAGCAUAAAGGAAUGUGUUGAAGUUGAGAAAGUAGCAGUUGAAUUAGACACAGAAGCUCAGCACCAUGGUAGUGAGGCAUCUGACACCAAAACAAACAGUGAUCCUACAGAAGAGAAUAAAAAUUCAGUUGAUCCUGGUGAGAAGCUUGAAGGUGCACCUGAAUCAGUGGCUGAAGAUCAAAGCAAUGAAACUCUCCUUGAACUGAACCAGACUCAAAUUAAGGAAAACAACAACAAUGUUCAGGAUCAGAAAAGUGAGUCUGUUGAAGAACAGAAUAUUGAACAAGGGCUUCAAGAAGAUGAAAAGGAUACAUAUGAGGAAACAGAGUCCAGGUCAGAUGCUAGAGAUCAUAUUAAUGAGAUACAAAAUGCAAAUGAAACCACAAGUGAGAAGACAGUGGAUAUCUCCCACACUAGAUCUGAAGAAUCAGAAGAAAUUAAUAAGGAGAUCAUACAAGAAGCAGAAACUUGUUAUAACAAGCUCAAUCCUGCAUCUGAAAAGGUGGAAACAGAAGAGACAGGCUCAUGGGAAGCUCAACUAGAUGAAAAGCCUCUAAAGGGCAGUGAGACUAGUUCUGAAGAGAAGACCCUACAAACCACAGCUGAAACUAGUCCACAGGGUGAAGAAGGUGAAAGCAUGAAGCUUGAAGAAACCACUGAAUUGAUGUCUCAAUUUCCAGCUGUUGCAGGUGAGAAUGCAGACAAGGAGAGUGGCAUUGUGGAAAAGUCACAUGUAGAUGAAGUUGAAGAAACUAAAGGAGAUUCUGAAACAGUAUCUGAGUCUAGAGAACAAUGUGUUGAAGACACUGAUGAAACACAGAAAAGCCUAACUGUGGAAGAAUCAGAAGGUAUAAUUAAAGAAGAAAUCAAAGGACCAUCUGAAUCAGUGUCUGGGUGCAACCAUCAAGGUGUUGAAGCAGUUAUUGAAGAUGAAAUUAAUGUUAUGCAGACUGCCGCAGCAGGAAAAUCAGAAGAGCAACAUCAGGAAACAUCCAAAACAUUGCUUUCUGAAGAACAGGACCAUGGAAUUACAGCCAUAAUUGGGUACUCAGAAGAUGAAAAGGCAAAGGAAGGUGAAAUUUCUGGAUUGGUACUUGAACUCAAUGAGAACAUACAGCAAAUUAAUCCGAUUGAACCACCAAAAGAAGAAUGCAUUACUCUAGAUGAAGUAUCACAGUUAGAGCAUCAAGAAAAUGCGUCUGCAAUAAAAUGCUCAGAUUCUCCAACAGAAAGUGACAAAGUCAUGGAGCUGUCAGAAGAGGUGCCUGAGGAAGCUGAGAAAGCUGCAGAAGAACGUGAAAACAUCAAAGAACGGAUCAUAGAGAGAGAGAGAGAGAUCAACGAAUUUCCUGCAGUAUACAUUGAAGAUGAAUCAGUUGACAAGGAGCAACAUUCUGAGACGGUAUCCAAUGAGAAUCCUAGCGCAACAGAUUCCGAAGUGCAAACAGAAAAAAUGAACCUAGAGGUUGAGGAAGAUUUCAGCAAAGACCCUGAAGGAUCUCCCGUUACAAAAGCAAUGGAAGAAGAGAUGCUACAGAAACAGGGUAGUGAGGAGAAAGUGGACGUCUCCAGCUCUGUAUCUGAAAUAUCAGAAGAAAUUAAGGAGGAGAUCAUAGAAGACGCGGACACUUGCUCUAACAAUAUUGAUACUGCAUCUGAAAAAGUGGAAACAGAACAGACAAGCUUGCAGGAAGCUCAGCUGGAUGACAAGCAUAUAAAGAUCAUUGAGACUAGUUCAGAAGAUAAGACAUUGCAAACAAACACCGCAACUGAAACUAUUCCACAGGGUGUAGAAGUUGACAGAGUUAAGCUUGAAGAAACCUCUGAAGGGGUGUCUCAACUUCCAGCUAUUGCAUGUGAGAACAGAAACAAGGAGAGUGAAAUUGUGGAAAAGCCACAUGUAGAUGAAGUUGAAGAAAUUGAAGGAGCUUCUGAAACAGUAUCUGAGUCCAGAGAACAAUGUGUUGAAGAAAAUGAUGGAACACAGAAAAGCCUAACUGUGGAAGAAUCAGAAGAACGUAUAAUUAAAGAAGAAAUCAAAGGACCAUCUGAAACAGUGUCUGGAUGCAACUAUGAAGGUGUUGAAGCAGUUAUUGAAGAUGAAAUCGAUGUUGUUCAGACUGCCACAGAAGGAAAAUCAGAAGAGCAACAUCAGGAAACAUCCAAAGCAUUGCUUUCUGAAGAACAGGACCAUGGAAUUAUAGCCACAAUUGGGUACUCAGAAGAUGGAAAGACAAAGGAAGAAGAAACCCCAAAAAAUGAGAACCUAGAAGAUUCUUUUGCCACAAAGACAGCAGAUUACAUGCACUUGCAAAAGGAAGAGCCCAGGGAGCUCGAACUUUCUGGAUUGGGGCUGGAAGUCAAUGAGAACAUGCAGAAAAUUAAUCCAAAUGAACAACCAAAGGAAGAAUGCAUUACUGUAGAUGAAGUAUCACAGCUAGAGCCUCAAGAAAACGUGUCUGCAAUAAAAUGCUCAGAUUCUCCAACAGAAAGUGACAAAGCCAUGGAGCUGUCAGAAGAGGUGCCUGAGGGAGCUGAGAAAGCUGCAGAAGAACGUGAAAACAUCAAAGAACUGAUCAUAGAGAGAGAGAGAGAGAUCGACGAAUUUCCUGCAGUAUCCAUUGAAGAUGAAUCAGUUGACAAGGAGCAACAUUCUGAGACAGUAUCCAAUGAGAAUCCUAGCACAACAGAUUCCGAAGUGCAAACUGAAAAAGGGAACCUAGAGGUUGAGGAAGAUUUCAGCAAAGACCCUGAAGGAUCUCCCGUUACAAAAGCAAUGGAAGAAGAGAUGCUACAGAAACAGGGUAGUGAGCAGAAAGUGGAUGUCUCCAGCUCUGUAUCUGAAAUAUCAGAAGAAAUUAAGGAGGAGGUCAUAGAAGACGCGGACACUUGCUCUAACAAUAUUGAUACUGCAUCUGAAAAAGUGGAAACAGAACAGACAAGCUUGCAGGAAGCUCAGCUGGAUGACAAGCAUAUAAAGAUCAUUGAGACUAGUUCAGAAGAUAAGACAUUGCAAACAAACACCGCAACUGAAACUAGUCCACAGGGUGUAGAAGUUGACAGAGUUAAGCUUGAAGAAACCUCUGAAGGGGUGUCUCAACUUCCAGCUAUUGCAUGUGAGAACAGAAACAAGGAGAGUGAAAUUGUGGAAAAGCCACAUGUAGAUGAAGUUGAAGAAAUUGAAGGAGCUUCUGAAACAGUAUCUGAGUCCAGAGAACAAUGUGUUGAAGAAAAUGAUGGAACACAGAAAAGCCUAACUGUGGAAGAAUCAGAACAUAUAAUUAAAGAAGAAAUCAAAGGACCAUCUGAAACAGUGUCUGGAUGCAACUAUGAAGGUGUUGAAGCAGUUAUUGAAGAUGAAAUCGAUGUUGUUCAGACUGCCACAGAAGGCAAAUCAGAAGAGCAACAUCAGGAAACAUCCAAAGCAUUGCUUUCUGAAGAACAGGACCAUGGAAUUAUAGCCACAAUUGGGUACUCAGAAGAUGGAAAGACAAAGGAAGAUGAAACCCCACAAAAUGAGAACCUAGAAGAUUCUUUUGCCACAAAGACAGCAGAUUACAUGCACUUGCAAAAGGAAGAGCCCAGGGAGCUCGAACUUUCUGGAUUGGGGCUGGAAGUCAAUGAGAACAUACAACAAAUUAAUCCAAAUAAACCACCAAAGGAAGAAUGCAUUACUCUGGAUGAAGUAUCACAGUUAGAGCAUCGAGAAAAUGUGUCUGCAAUAAAAUGCUCAUAUUCUCCAACAGAAAGUGACAAAGUCAUGGAGCUGUCAGAAGAGGUGCCUGAGGGAGCUGAGAAAACUGCAGAAGAAAGUGAAAACAUAAAAGAACGGAUCAUAGAGAGAGAGAGAGAGAUCAACGAAUUUCCUGCAGUAUACAUUGAAGAUGAAUCAGUUGACAAGGAGCAACAUUCUGAGACGGUAUCCAAUGAGAAUCCUAGCGCAACAGAUUCCGAAGUGCAAACAGAAAAAAUGAACCUAGAGGUUGAGGAAGAUUUCAGCAAAGACCCUGAACGAUCUCCCGUUACAAAAGCAAUGGAAGAAGAGAUGCUACAGAAACAGGGUAGUGAGGAGAAAGUGGACGUCUCCAGCUCUGUAUCUGAAAUAUCAGAAGAAAUUAAGGAGGAGAUCAUAGAAGACGCGGACACUUGCUCUAACAAUAUUGAUACUGCAUCUGAAAAAGUGGAAACAGAACAGACAAGCUUGCAGGAAGCUCAGCUGGAUGACAAGCAUAUAAAGAUCAUUGAGACUAGUUCAGAAGAUAAGACAUUGCAAACAAACACCGCAACUGAAACUAUUCCACAGGGUGUAGAAGUUGACAGAGUUAAGCUUGAAGAAACCUCUGAAGGGGUGUCUCAACUUCCAGCUAUUGCAUGUGAGAACAGAAACAAGGAGAGUGAAAUUGUGGAAAAGCCACAUGUAGAUGAAGUUGAAGAAAUUGAAGGAGCUUCUGAAACAGUAUCUGAGUCCAGAGAACAAUGUGUUGAAGAAAAUGAUGGAACACAGAAAAGCCUAACUGUGGAAGAAUCAGAAGAACGUAUAAUUAAAGAAGAAAUCAAAGGACCAUCUGAAACAGUGUCUGGAUGCAACUAUGAAGGUGUUGAAGCAGUUAUUGAAGAUGAAAUCGAUGUUGUUCAGACUGCCACAGAAGGAAAAUCAGAAGAGCAACAUCAGGAAACAUCCAAAGCAUUGCUUUCUGAAGAACAGGACCAUGGAAUUAUAGCCACAAUUGGGUACUCAGAAGAUGGAAAGACAAAGGAAGAAGAAACCCCAAAAAAUGAGAACCUAGAAGAUUCUUUUGCCACAAAGACAGCAGAUUACAUGCACUUGCAAAAGGAAGAGCCCAGGGAGCUCGAACUUUCUGGAUUGGGGCUGGAAGUCAAUGAGAACAUGCAGAAAAUUAAUCCAAAUGAACAACCAAAGGAAGAAUGCAUUACUGUAGAUGAAGUAUCACAGCUAGAGCCUCAAGAAAACGUGUCUGCAAUAAAAUGCUCAGAUUCUCCAACAGAAAGUGACAAAGCCAUGGAGCUGUCAGAAGAGGUGCCUGAGGGAGCUGAGAAAGCUGCAGAAGAACGUGAAAACAUCAAAGAACUGAUCAUAGAGAAAGAGAGAGAUAUCAAGGAAUUUCCAGCAGUAUCCAUUGAAGAUGAAUCAGUUAACAAGGAACAACAUUCUGAGACAGUAUCCGAUGAGAAUCCUAGAGCAACAGAUUCUGAAGUGCAAACUGAAAAUGUUAACCUAGAGGUUGUGGAAGAUUUCAGCAAAGACCCUGAAGGAUCUCCCAUUACAAAAGCAAUGGAAGAAGAGAUGCUACAGAAACAGGGUGGUGAGAAGAAAGUGGAUGUCUCCAGCUCUGUAUCUGAAAUAUCAGAAGAAAUUAAUAAGGAGGUCAUAGAAGAUGCCGACACUUGCUCUAACAGUAUUGAUACUGCAUCUGAAAAAGUGGAAACAGAACAGACAAGCUUGCAGGAAGCUCAGCUGGAUGACAAGCAUAUAAAGAUCAUUGAGACUAGUUCAGAAGAUAAGACAUUGCAAACAAACACCGCAACUGAAACUAGUCCACAGGGUGUAGAAGUUGACAGAGUUAAGCUUGAAGAAACCUCUGAAGGGGUGUCUCAACUUCCAGCUAUUGCAUGUGAGAACAGAAACAAGGAGAGUGAAAUUGUGGAAAAGCCACAUGUAGAUGAAGUUGAAGAAAUUGAAGGAGCUUCUGAAACAGUAUCUGAGUCCAGAGAACAAUGUGUUGAAGAAAAUGAUGGAACACAGAAAAGCCUAACUGUGGAAGAAUCAGAAGAACGUAUAAUUAAACAAGAGAUCAAAGGACCAUCUGAAACAGUGUCUGGAUGCAACUAUGAAGGUGUUGAAGCAGUUAUUGAAGAUGAAAUCGAUGUUGUUCAGACUGCCACAGAAGGAAAAUCAGAAGAGCAAAAUCAGGAAACAUCCAAAGCAUUGCUUUCUGAAGAACGGGACCAUGGAAUUAUAGCCACAAUUGGGUACUCAGAAGAUGGAAAGACAAAGGAAGAAGAAACCCCACAAAAUGAGAACCUAGAAGAUUCUUUCGCCACAAAGACAGCAGAUUACAUGCACUUGCAAAAGGAAGAGCCCAGGGAGCUCGAACUUUCUGGAUUGGGGCUGGAACUCAAUGAGAACAUACAGAAGAAUAACCCAAAUGAACCACCAAAGGAAGAAUGCAGCACUAUAGAUGAAGUGUCACCAUUAGAGCCUCAAGAAAAUGUCUCUGUGAUAAAAUGCACAGAUUCUCCUGUGGAAAGUGACAAAGUCAUGGAACUAACAGAAGAGGUGCCUGAGGGAGCUGAGAAAGCUGCAGAAAGGGAAAACAUCAAAGAACUGAUCAUAGAGAAAGAGAGAGAUAUCAAGGAACUUCCUGCAGUUUCCACUGAUGAAUUGGUUAUCGAGGUGCAAGUUCUGGAGCCAGUUUCCAGUGAAAAUCUUGGAGUGACAGACCCCAAUAUGCCUGCAGAGAACUUGAACUUAGAGGUGGAAGAUUCAAGUAAGGAACCAAUAGGAUCUCCCAUUACAGAAGCAUUGGAAGAAGAAAUGUCAGAGAAACAAGAUGGUGAGAAGGCAAUGGAUGUCCUUAGCUCUGUAUCUGAAAUGCAAGAAGAAAAUAUUAAAGAGGAGAUCAUGGAGAAAGCAGACAUUUCCUAUAGCAAGCUUGAUGCUGCAUCUGAAAAGGGGGAAACAGAAGAGUCAAGCUCGCAGGAAGCUCAGCUGGAUGACGAGCCUGUGAAGAUCAUUGAGACUAGUUCAGAAGAUAAGACACUACAAACAAACACCAUAACUGAAACUAGUCCACAGGCUGAAGAGGUUGACAGAAUGAAGCUUGAAGAAACCUUGGAAUUGGUGUCUCAACUUCCAGCUAAGGCAUGUGAGAACACAAACAAGGAGAGUGAAACAGUGGAAAGGCCAAUUGCAGAUGAAAUUGAAGAAACCACAGGAGCUUCUGAUACAGUAUCAGAGUCCAAAGAACAAUGUGCUGAAGAAAUUGAUGAAACCCAGAAAAGCCUAAGCCAGGAAAAAUCAGAGGAAGAUAUAAUUAAAGAACAAAUCAAAGGAGCAUCUGAAAUGGAUUCUGAAUCAAAAUAUCAAGGUGUUGAAGCAGUAAUUGAAGAAGAGAUCACUGCAGGUCAAGCUAUCCAAGCAGAAAAACCAGAAGAACAACUCGAGGAAGUGUCUACUGCAAUACUUUCUGAGAAGUUAGAAGAUGAGAACAUAAAGGAAGGUGAGAUCCCACAAUACAAGAAUCCACAAGAUUCUUUUGGCACAAAGACGUCAGAAAAUACAUGCUUGCAAAAAGAAGAGCCCAGGGAGCUCGAUGUUUCUGGAUUGGGGCUGGAUAUCAAUAAGGAUGUAUCAAAGGAAGAUGGCAAUGGUGUAGAUGGAGUAUCACAGUAUGAGCUGCAAGAAAAUGCAUCUGAGUUAAAAUACACAGAUUCUCUAUUGGAAAGUGAGAAGGUGAUGGAACAAACAAGAUCCAUCAACAGCGCUCAACAGGAGGCUACAAAAGAUGACGAGAAUUUGGAUUCAGGGAUUUUCAACAAUAACCCUGAUGUCCUCACUCAUUCACCAGGUGAAGAAAUUUUACAGGAAGUGGAUGAAAACUGUGAGGAGGCUUCCAACCUUGAGUGUGAAAAUUUUGAAAAGGCUUCUGAACCUGUAUUGGACCUUCAGAGUACUGAAAUUGAUGAAGCAGUGGUUGGAUUGGAAGUAGGAGCUCACAUUCAGGGAAGUGAUGCUCCUAACACCAAAAACAGUGACAAUCUUAUAGAAGAGGUACCUCAGGGAGCUGAGAAAGCUGUAGAAAGUGAAAACAUCAAAGAACCGAUCAUAGAGAAAGAGAGAGAUAUAAAGGAACUUCCUGCAGUAUACAUCGAAGAUGAAACAGUUAAUAAGGUGCAACAUGCUGAGGCAGUAUCCAAUGAGAAUCUUAGAGCAAUAGAUUCCAAUAUGCAGACAGAAAGACUGAACUCAGAGGUUGCAGAAUAUUUGAGUAAGGAUCCAGAAGGAUCUCCCAUUUCACAAGCAUUGCAAGAAGAGAUGUCACAGAAACAAGCUAGUGAGAAGACAGUAGAAAUCACUAUCUCUGUAUCUGAAAUGUCAGAAGAAAGUUUUAAAGAUGAGAUCAUAAAGGAAGCAGACACUUGUAGCAAGAUUGAUACUGCACCUGAAAAAGUGGUAACAGAAGAGACAAGCUUGCAGGAAGUUCAGCUGGAUGACAAGCCUCUAAAGGGCAUUGAGACUAGUACAGCAGAGAAGAUCCUUCCAACAAACACCACAACUGAAAGUAGUCUACAGGGUGAAGAAGUUGACAGCCUGAAAGUUGAAACCUCUGAGUUGAAGUCUCGACUUCCAACUAUAGCAUGCGAGAGUGCAGACAAGGAGAGUAAAACAGUGGAAAAGCCACAUGCAGAUGAAGUUGAAGAACCCAAAGGACCUACUGAUACAGUAUCCGAAUCCAGGGAACAAUGUGUUGAAAACAUUGUUGAAACCCGGGAAAGCCUGACCCUCCAAAAGUCAGAGGAAAAUAUAAUCAAAGAAGAAAUCAAAGGACCAUCUGAUACAGUAUCUGAAUGCACAUAUCAAAGUUUUGAAGCAGUUAUUGAAGAUGAGAUCACUGCUGAUCAAACUAUAGAAGCAGAAAAUCCAGAAGAGCAACUUCAGGAAAUGUCUACUGCAUUAGUUUCUGAGGAACAGGAGCAUGGAAUCAGCACCAUAACUACAAAGUUGGACUAUGAGAACACAGUGGAAGAUGAAACCCCACAAUAUGAGAAUCAAGAGGAUUCUCUUGGCACAAAGAUGACAGAAGAGAGAUGCUUGGACAAGGAGGAAUCCAGGGAGCUUGAAGUCUCCGAAUUGGAACUCAAUGAUGAUGUACAGAAAAAGCCUUCAAACGAAGAGCCAAAGGAAGGGGGCAACUUUCUACAUGGAAUAACACCAUCAGAGCCUCAAGAAGAAGCUUUUGAGAUAAAAUGCAGAGACUCUCUAGCAGAAAGUGACAUGGAACUAACAAGAUCCAUGGACAGUACUUCGCAGGAGGCUUCAAAGGAUGAUGAAGAUUUGGAUUCAGGGAUCUCUAUCAAGAAUGUUGAUGAUGUCCUUCCCCCUCAUUCAUCUGGUGAAGAAAUUUUACAGAAAGUGGAUGAAAACUGUGAAGAAGCCUCCAACUUAGUUCACAGUGCUGAAGUUGACAAAGCAGAAAUCGAAUUGGAAGCAGGAUCUCACAGCCAUGGAAGUGAAGCUUCUAGCACUGAAAACAACAAUAAUCUUACAGAAAAGAACAUUGAAUUAGCUGAUCUGGGUGAGAAGGUUGGAGGGGGACCUGACCUCGUAGCUGAAGAUCAAUGUAAUGAAACUCUCCCCGAAACAAACCAGACACAAGUCAAUGAAAACAGCAGCAGUGCUUGGGAGCAGAAUACCAAAUCUAUUGAAGAACAAAUUAUUGGACAAGGAUUUCAAGAACGUGAAAAGGAGACAAUUGAGGAAACAGAAAGCAAGUUAGAGUCCAGAGAUCAUAUUAAUGUGAUACAAAAUGAAAAUGAGACAACAAAAGAUGUCAUUUCAGUUGAAGAGGUGCCUGGGGGAGCUGAGAAAGCUGAAGAAAAAGAAAACAUCCAAGAGCUGAUGAUAGAGGAAAAGAGAGAUAUUAAGGAACUUCCUGCGGUAUCCAUUGAAGACGAGACUGUUAGUAAGGUGCAACAUUCUGAGCCAGUAUCAUGUGAGAGUUUUAGAGCAAGAGAGUCCAAUCAGGAGACAAAAGAAGUAAAUUUAGAGGAUGAGGAAGACACAUGUGAAAAGACAGAGGAUGUCUCCAGCUCUGUAUUUGGACUGUCUGAACAAGGGGUUAAAGGGGAGAUCAUAGAUGAAGCAGACAAUUAUAACAAGCUUGAUACUGCAUCUGAAAAGGUGGAAGCAGAAAAGACCAUUUGGCAGGAACCUCAACUAGAUGAUGAGCCUCUAAAGGGCAUUGAGACUAUUUUGGAAGAAAAAACACCACCAAUAAUCAACACAACUGAAAGUAGUCCUGGUGAUGAAGAAGUUGAGGCUGUGAAGCUUGAAAAAACUUCUGACUUGGUGUCUCAACUUCCAACCACUGCAUAUGAGCAUGCAGACAAGGAGAGUGUAAUUGUUGAAAAGGCACAGGCAGAUGAAGUUGAAGAAACCAAAAGAGCUUCUGACCCAGUAUCUGAGUCCAAAGAUCACUGUGUUGAAGAAAUUGAUGAGACCCAAAGAAGCCUAACCAUGGAAAAAUUGGAAGAAGACAUAAUUGAAGAAGAAAUCACAGGAAGAUCUAGCACAGUAUCUGCAUGCAAUCAAGGUGUUGAAGCAAUUAUUCAAGAUGAGAUCAGCAGAGAGUCUCUCAAAACAGGAAACUCAGAAGAGCAACUUCAGGAAAUGUCUACUGCACGGCUUUCUGAAGAGAAGGAGCAUGAUAUUACAACCACAAUUGGAAAGUCGGAAGCUGAGAACAAGAGUGAGAAUGAAACCCCACAAAAAGAAUGUCUGGAAGACUCCAUUGGCACAAAGUCUGUGGAGGAAAUAUGUUUGCAGAUGGAAGGACUCAGGGAACUCGAAGUUUCUGCAUUGGCACCAAAACUCAGUAAUGUCAUACAAAAGGAGAGUCCAAAUGAAGUGCUAAAGGAAGAAGGCGAGCCUCAAGAAAAUGUUUCUGAGAUAAAAUACAUGGAUUCUAUAACAGCAAGUGAAGAAGUUAUGAAACUAACACGAUCCAUUGACAGUUCUUCACAGGAAGCUUCAAAGGAAGAGGAAAUUUUGGAUUCAGGGAACUCCAACAAUAAAGCUGAUGAUUUCUCGAUUACUCAUUCAUCAGUAGAAAUUUUACAACAACUGCAAGAACAAUGUGAGAAAACCCCCAACCUUGAGUCUGAAAAGAUUGAAAAGGCUUCUGAAUCUGUAUCUGAAGUUCACUAUCCAGAGGUAUUUAUCAAAUUAGAAGAGCCAGAAGUCAAGGAAGAGCAUCUCAAGACAUCAGUAACUGAGACGAGAGCAGAAGAAAUUCCACAUGAGAAAACAGUUGAGGCAAAUGAAAUCAUAAAGAAUGAGAUUUCAAAUGAAGAGAUUGCAGACGAAAAGCAAGUUGCUGAGGACUAUCAACCAUGGUCUCUCGACGAAGAAACAAUCAGAAAGAGCCAACAAGAAGAUGAACUAAAGAAUGAAGUUGAACACGAAGAGCUGUAUGGGGAAUCGCAAGAGGGUGAAACGAAUGAGGACAUUGAGAAACAGAUCAUAGAUGAAGCUAGAACCGUUGAGCACCCUCACUUAGUCUCUUUCGGGGAUGAAAGUCUCAAAGACAAUCUUCCAGAAGAAGCAAAGGGGGAAAGGAAUGACGAGGUGACAGAUAUUAAAUUGGACCUUGCAAAUCAGAGUGAUGAAACAGCUCUAAGUGAACAGGUUGAUUGCUCUGAUAUUCAGUUGGUGAGGAAAGACCUGGACAUAGCGGAUACUAAUGAAGACAAAGAAAUUGUAAUCACAAAGGAUGAGGACUUAAAACCAAACCUUGAUGUUCUACCAGCAACAAGUGCAGCAGCAGAAGAAGCAUCACUUCAGAAAGAAGGUGACAGAAUUGGGGAAGUCUCUGAAUCAGUUCCUCAGGAGCCAGUCCAUGAAACCACCACAAGAAAUGAAGAAAUUGCAACUGCAAUUACUGAUAAUUCAGAGAACGUCAUGGAAGAUAAGAUGCAUACACACACACCUCUUCAAUUGGCAUGUAACAAACAUGAUGUUUCAGAAGGCUUGAACCUGAAAGAUCCAGAGGUUGACACCAAUGAAAAUGGCACUUCACCUCUAUCUGAAAUGUCAUGGGAAGAAAUACCAGAUAAAGAGGGUGUGAUCAGUGAUGAAGAGAGACAACAUGAUCUGACAUCUGGCAAGCAAACAAUAGCUGAAUCAAUGCCAACAGAAGAAAAGGGUGCUAAGGAUGAAGAAAAGCACGCUAAGGAUGAGGAAGAGCACACAAAGGAUGAGGUAAGCAUCAUUACUAUUAUACUUGGAAACUCAACAAACAUGGAAUCCCCACGGAUAAAACUUGACACUUCAUCUGGUGCACAGGAACCAAGACAGUUUUCAGCUAGGGGCAGUGAGGGAAAGCUUGAAGAAGCUGAGAUGCACAGCACAAAAUGUAAUAAAGAUGGGGAAAUACAAGAUCAAAUUGAAAAGCUUAAUGCUUCAUCUCAAGUACAGUAUUCAUGCAUGGAGAUAUCAGAAAAAGAAGUCAGCAUGGAUCUUGCAGAAGCCAAUGAAUCCACUCAAGACAUUAAGCAGCUAGAGAAAGGCUCUGAUGAAACAUCUGAAAAGCAUAUUCCAAGAGAAGCAGAACCAAAUGAGAGCACAGAAGUAAUGAUUUCAAGUAGCAAAGAGGAUGUUCAGCUAGUGCCACAGGACCUACUUAGAAAAACCUUCCAGCAACCUGAGGUAGAAUCACUGGAAGCUGUAAAUGUUUCUGGGAUUGAAUCAGGAUUGAGAGAAAAAGACUCUAGAGGAGAGAAAACAAUGGGUGAUAUAAGCAAAGAACCAGCUGCUGACUCCACACCAAUGGGUCCUGCUGUGUCAUUAUCCGACCUCCUCCAGAGAUCUGUAAAAGAAACCUUGCAAGCACCUGGAUGCUUGACUGAAGAAAAAGAACCAAUGGCCAACCAAGAAGACGUGCUAGCUAAAGAAGAACAAGCCAUUAAGGUUCAAGAAGCAGGAACACAUGAAGAUAGAGAUGAGGAAGAGGAGGGAGAUGAACAUAAAAAAGACGAUUCAGGCUCUGAUGCUCCCAUCAUUGUAGAAGCCUCCAGAGAUAUGAAUGUUAAGGAUGGGCAUAAGAAAUCUCAUAAUAUUCUGUCAGGAGUUGGGUCAAAGGUUAAGCAUUCAAUUGCCAAGGUGAAGAAAGCCAUCACUGGCAAGUCUUCUCACCAAAAGCAUUCAUCACCAAAAGGAACAGCCACCAAAGUAAAGGAACAAAAAUAGGUUAUUUUCAGCAGUUAAAACCAGUUGGAAGUUUGUUUAAUCUGAAACAUUUAUGCAGAAGGGCUUGUGUGUAGUUUAUUUUUCUUUGUAGAUUAUCAGGUUGUGAGUGUGGUGUGCAUUUCUGUAGUGAAAGUUCAGAAUCACUAUUUGUGUAAAGUCAGUUAAAAAAUUAAGUUGUUGUAACAUAUUACAAUCUCCACAUUGCAGACUA